Molecule: messenger RNA, 994 nt
Organism: Chlamydomonas reinhardtii
Lineage: Eukaryota; Viridiplantae; Chlorophyta; Chlorophyceae; Chlamydomonadales; Chlamydomonadaceae
Exons: 1
Coding region: 47-637 (196 amino acids)
Biological process (GO): photosynthesis
Cellular component (GO): photosystem I; photosystem I reaction center
Source: RefSeq, a predicted model, not a curated record
CUCGUUGUGCAUUCUAGGACCCCACUGCUACUCACAACAAGCCAAAAUGGCCGUCAUGAUGCGCACCCAGGCGCCCGCUGCCACUCGCGCUUCAUCGCGCGUCGCUGUUGCCGCUCGCCCGGCUGCUCGCCGCGCCGUGGUGGUCCGCGCCGAGGCUGAGGCUGCCCCUGCUGCUGCCAAGAAGGCUGCUGAGAAGCCCGCCUGGACUGUGCCGACCCUGAACCCCGACACUCCCAGCCCGAUUUUCGGUGGCAGCACCGGCGGUCUGCUGCGCAAGGCUCAGACUGAGGAGUUCUACGUCAUCACCUGGGAGGCUAAGAAGGAGCAGAUCUUCGAGAUGCCCACUGGCGGUGCCGCUAUCAUGCGCCAGGGCCCCAACCUGCUGAAGUUCGGCAAGAAGGAGCAGUGCCUCGCCCUGACGACCCAGCUCCGCAACAAGUUCAAGCUGACCCCCUGCUUCUACCGCGUCUUCCCCGACGGCAAGGUGCAGUACCUGCACCCUGCUGACGGCGUCUACCCCGAGAAGGUGAACGCUGGCCGCGUGGGCGCGAACCAGAACAUGCGCCGCAUCGGCCAGAACGUCAACCCCAUCAAGGUCAAGUUCUCUGGCCGCAUGAUGUCGCCUGCUGAGAUCUAAGCGUUCUGGCAGCAGCUGGACCGCCUGUACCAUGGAGAAGAGCUUUACUUGCCGGGAUGGCCGAUUUCGCUGAUUGAUACGGGAUCGGAGCUCGGAGGCUUUCGCGCUAGGGGCUAGGCGAAGGGCAGUGGUGACCAGGGUCGGUGUGGGGUCGGCCCACGGUCAAUUAGCCACAGGAGGAUCAGGGGGAGGUAGGCACGUCGACUUGGUUUGCGACCCCGCAGUUUUGGCGGACGUGCUGUUGUAGAUGUUAGCGUGUGCGUGAGCCAGUGGCCAACGUGCCACACCCAUUGAGAAGACCAACCAACUUACUGGCAAUAUCUGCCAAUGCCAUACUGCAUGUAAUGGCCAGGCCAU